Punica granatum (pomegranate) is the source of this 1893-nucleotide messenger RNA. The record is from RefSeq and is a predicted model, not a curated record. Lineage: Eukaryota; Viridiplantae; Streptophyta; Magnoliopsida; Myrtales; Lythraceae.
CAAGUUCCCUUACACUAUCUCUCAACAAAGCAACCGUAAUACUCGUUCUUCCACCAACAGAAGGAAAUAUUGACAAUAGUUCCAUGGCCUUGUUUUUAGUUUCUUUUUUUUCACAUUACUACAACUGUGGAUCAGACUGAUCGAAUACUGACAUACUUCACGCAAAGACACGACAAACAACCGGAGAUGGUUAGGAGGGAGGUGGUGGUGGCAGUGCUCACGACAGCCGCAGCCAUAGUGGCAGCGACGACCGUCUUGUGGCGGUUGCAGGGGAGGAGGCAGCGGCAGCGAGAGAGGGCUCAGCGGAUUCUACGCAAGUUUGCAAGGGAGAGCGCCACCCCGGUGCCUCUGCUAUGGCGGGUGGCUGAUGCCUUGGCCUCCAACAUGGACGCGUCUCUGAGCACUUCAACCGAUCAGAAGAGCAGCAAUAGCACCCUCAACAUGCUUGUGGCCUCCGUCGAUUCUCUACCCACAGGGGAAGAAGAAGGGAUAUACUAUGGGGUGAAUUUGAAAUCGAAGGACUUUCUCUUACUCUCUGCCCGACUCGGAGGCAAGAAGACUCCCAUUUCCGACUUACACCGGCAGGAAAUUUCAUUUCCUUCGCAUGUCCUAAGUUCCACCACCUCUCAGGAGGUAUUCGAUUUUGUCGCAUCAAAAGUUGCAGAGUUCGUGGCGGGGUAUCCGGGGGAUAAAACUGAAAAUUCGAAAGUUGGGAAGGGGCUUGGUUUCACGAUUUCGUAUCCUGUGGGCCAUGCUGCAACGGAAGAUAAUUCUGCUUCAGGUCGUAAUACUGCCAUCAAGUGGAAGAGCUUCCUCGUUGACGACCCGGUUCAAGAUCAGAAACAGUUGCUAGGGGAGAUCAACUCUGCUCUGAAGAAGCACGGUGUGGACAUGCAAACCUUUGCCUUGGUUAUCGACCCGGCUGGAGAUCUAGCAGGUGGCCGCUACUACAGCCAGGACUGCGUGGCUGCGGUUACUCUGGGGACAGGAACGAGCGCAGCCUAUACUGAACUGGCCGAAUCAGUUCCACGGCCACGUUGGCUUGGAGUUUGGCCUAAGUCGGGCGAGAUUCUUGUUACAAUGGGUUGGGGGAACUUCAGUUGCUCUGACCUCCCAAUCACCGAGUUCGACUCGUGUUUAGACGCAGAGAGCUCAAAUCCUGGCAGCCAGAUAUUUGAGAAGCUUAUUUCGGGAACGUAUCUGGGAGAAACUGUGAGGAGAGUACUGCUGAAGAUGGCUCAGGAAACAUUAAUCUUUGGGAAGAAAGUGUCCGAUGAACUUAAGACGCCUUACGUAUUAAGCUCCUCGGACAUGGCAGCUAUGCAUCAGGACACAUCCGAGGAUCGGGAGGUAGUGGCCGAGAAGCUAGUUAAUAUUUUCAAAAUCACUGACACAACUUCAACGGCGAGAGAAAUCGUGGCCGAGGUCUGUGACAUAGUCGCUGAGCGCGGAGCAAGGCUUGCUGCAGCAGGGAUUGUCGGGAUUAUAAAGAAGCUCAAAAGGAUCAAUGAUCGCAAAAGCAUCGUCACCAUCGAGGGCGAGCUCUAUGAGCACUACAGGGUAUUCAGGAAUUACCUGCACAGCAGCAUGUGGGAGAUGCUAGGGAAGGAGCUCUCAGACAACAUUGUGAUCGAGCAUUCUCACGGAGGGUCGGGAUCCGGGGCCAUCUUUCUUGCUGCAACUCAACAGGCUGCUCAGAGUACAGUCGAUAACGAAUGAGAUUUAUAUUUCUCUUUUUUGGUAGUUUUUCAGAGGAAAACCAUGGCAAAGAUAUGAGGUUCUUUUCUCUUCUUCAAGUACUAGCCGUUGGAGAUGACAGACAUGGUCUUAUGGCAUGGCAAAUCUGCCUUCAAUUUUCUCGUUCUCAUGGUCUAAUUAAUACGGUUUCAAAGA